AUGACAGAGAAGCAGGAUAGCAUGUUCUCUUUAUUGAGAGAGGGGCCCUUGAAGGUGUGCAUUUUAGGCAGUGGCAACUGGGGUACAGCGUGUGCGGGAUUGGUAUGUGCGAACGCGAAGGAGUCGUAUCUAUUUUGCGACCAAGUGAAGAUCUGGGUGCGGGAGGAACGGCUAGAUGAUGGGCGGCUAUUGGAUGAGGUGAUGAACGAAAAACGCGAAAACGUCAAGUACCUCCCUGGGUUUCCUUUGGCGGACAACUUGGUGGCAGUGCGCGACAUCACGGAGGCGGUCCGUGACGCAGAUCUGAUUGCGUUUAUUCUGCCGCACCAGUUCAUGGAGGUGACGUGCAAGAGUAUUCAAGCGGCUGUCAAGCCAUCGGCGCGCGCGAUUACGCUGGUCAAGGGCCUGCACAUCUGUGACGGCGUGCCCUACUCCUUCAGUAAGUUAGUGGAGACGUGGCUGGGCAUCGAGUGCAGCGCUCUUUCCGGUGCCAACGUAGCCAAAGACGUGGCCAACAAGCAGUUCUGCGAAAGCACCGUUGGCUACAAGGAAACGGAGAUGGCCUCUAUUUGGCAACAACUCUUCGACCGCCCACACUUCCGCGUCCACGCCGUUCCGGACGUGGAAGGAGUCCAGGUCUGUGGCGCCGUCAAAAACCUCAUUGCCCUCGCCGCCGGCUUCUGUGAUGGUCUAGGCAUGGGCAGCAACACCAAGGCCGCUAUCAUCCGUCUCGGCGUCUCCGAAAUGAAACUCUUUGCUAACAUCUUCUUUGACGGCGUCCUGGAAGAAACCUUCUUCGACUCCUGUGGUUUCGCAGAUGUUAUCACAACCUGCUAUGGCGGCCGUAACGUCAAAUGUGCCGCAGAGUUCAUCCGCCGCGAACAAAAGUCGAGUUGGGAAGACAUCGAAACCGACCUCCUCGGUGGUCAAAAAAUGCAAGGCCAACUCACAUGUAAAGAAGUCCAUGAGGUCCUCGUCAAAUUCAAGAUACUGCAAUUCUUCCCUCUCUUUGAAGUCACCCACCGUGUCGCAUUCGAACACGCACCACCCGACGAACUCCUCACCGUCUUCAUGACAGCCAAGCCCUCCGAACCCAAGAUCGACAAGGAAUGCACUCACAGCGUUCUGUAUGGUCCACUCACCCGUGUCCAACGCGACAUCAAGAAACAUGUGCAGCUGUGCAUCCAGCCGUGCCCGCCUGCCAAGAAGACUUGA
Molecule: messenger RNA, 1215 nt
Organism: Gregarina niphandrodes
Lineage: Eukaryota; Apicomplexa; Conoidasida; Eugregarinorida; Gregarinidae
Product: putative glycerol-3-phosphate dehydrogenase
Exons: 2
Coding region: 1-1215 (404 amino acids)
Biological process (GO): glycerol-3-phosphate catabolic process; carbohydrate metabolic process
Cellular component (GO): glycerol-3-phosphate dehydrogenase (FAD) complex; cytosol
Molecular function (GO): glycerol-3-phosphate dehydrogenase [NAD(P)+] activity; protein homodimerization activity; NAD binding
Source: RefSeq, a predicted model, not a curated record